CGGCGGUGCAGGGCCAUAAAGGGCCGUGGCGGGCAGCGGCGGGGCUGGCGUGGUUGCUCGGGGUGAGCGGCGGGGCCGAGUUUCUUUGGAGAAGAAAAGCCCUAAGAUGGCAGGCAAAGGAAGCAGCAGAGCAGACUCCAUGUCCUGCAGUGUACUGAACUGGGAGCAGGUCAGCCGUCUGCACGAGGUUCUCACAGAGGUGGUUCCCAUCCAUGGGCGGGGGAACUUCCCGACGCUGAAGAUCACUCUGAAGGACAUUGUUCAGACCGUUCGGGGCCGGCUGAGCGAAGCCGGCAUUGUGGUCCACGAUGUCCGUCUGAACGGUUCUGCAGCUGGUCACGUCCUGGUCAAGGAUAAUGGGCUGGGAUGCAAAGACCUGGAUCUCAUUUUUCAAGUUUCUCUUUCAAGUGAGGCAGAGUUUCAGUUAGUUCGAGAUGUGGUCUUGAGAUCCCUCUUGAAUUUCCUGCCAGAAGGAGUAAGCAAGCUGAAAAUCAGUCCCGUAACACUGAAGGAAGCCUACAUCCAGAAGCUGGUCAAAGUGUACACGGAGACUGACCGUUGGAGCUUGAUAUCACUUUCCAACAAGCAUGGCAAAAACGUGGAGCUUAAGUUUGUAGACUGCAUACGGCGGCAGUUUGAGUUCAGUGUGGACUCGUUCCAGAUCAUUCUGGACUCCCUGCUCUUUUACUAUGACUACUCGGAAACACCCAUGUCGGAACACUUCCAUCCAACUGUGAUUGGGGAGAGCAUGUAUGGAGACUUUGAAGCAGCUUUUGAUCAUCUCCAGAACAAGCUGAUAGCUACCAAAAAUCCUGAAGAGAUCCGAGGUGGUGGGCUGCUGAAGUAUAGCAACCUCUUAGUACGAGACUUCAGGCCCAUGGAUAAGGACGAGAUCAAAACGCUGGAGCGCUACAUGUGCUCCCGAUUCUUCAUAGACUUCCCAGACAUCCUGGAUCAGCAGCGCAAGCUGGAGACCUACCUCCAGAACCACUUCUCCAAAGAAGAGAGGAGCAAGUACGACUACCUCAUGAUUCUGCGCAGGGUGGUGAAUGAGAGCACCGUCUGCCUCAUGGGGCACGAGCGAAGGCAGACUCUCAAUUUGAUUUCUCUGCUGGCACUCAAGGUGCUGGCAGAACAGAACGUCAUCCCUAAUGCCACUAAUGUCACCUGUUACUACCAGCCAGCACCUUAUGUCAGCGAUGCAAACUUCAGCAACUACUAUCUGGCAAGUGCCCCUGUGCUGUACAGCCAGUCCUACCCCACUUGGUUGCCUUGCAAUUGAUUGCUUCCCUCGAGUGCUCCUGGCUGGAGACUACUGAAAGCCAAGAGUGUAAAUAUAGACGAGUAAUAAGUGUCAGUUGGAUGUUCUCUAAUGGAAACAUGACUGUAUCAGACUGUCCAUUUCCUGGUGUGCAGUGGGAUUAUGCAGCCAGGUGACCUGCUAUGAAUCUUUAAGUGUAUCUCUACAAAUGCCAAAAAGCCUUAUUACCUCUUCAUCAGGGGAAGAGAACCAGCAGCCAGAUGUUAAGAGGAAUAAUUGAGAAACUUUGUACUAGCUCUGGAAGUGGCUGUUAACGUGGGAUCUAAGUGGAGUAUUCAGUAAACUGGGUUGGUUAAUUGACUGUAAAAUGCCUUAAGCAGAAGCUGCUCCUGGAGUAGCAGCAAAACUCUGCUUUCUAUUUCCUAACCUCAUUACUCUUCCUCAGUCCAAGUUCUGGCCAAAUUUCUCUUGAGCUAAUUGUGCCAAGACUGGGCUCAUGUUAUGCUUGGGUCGCUUUCACUUGGUGUCUGUGUAGAGCUGGUAACAGCAUGGAUACUGUCUGUCUUGUAGAGGACAUAAAUGUUGUUUCCUGUAGUGCCUGUGGCGAUGUGGUCCUGCCUUGAGUUCAAGACUAAUUUAUUGGAAGUUGAAGAUAGUUUAGUAAGUCUAUUCAUAAAGCAUAAGAUGGUUAAAUUUUUCUUGACUACAAAAACUUGGAAGGUGGCAUUUCUAAAAACACACUAAAACAUAAUCUAAAACUUGGUAAUGUAAAAAGUUCUUGAAAGGAGAAAUUGAAGCUUUAAAUAGAAUUGGAGCCACAGUUUGAACAGUGAACUUGGAAAAAUAUUCUUGAGUCCAGCAUGAAGCUAAAGCUUUUCUGACUAUCUUUCAAGACAAUUUUGGCACAGUUGGAAAGUAGCACAGCUCUUACUUUGGGGUUUGACCAGAUUUUCUUCCUCACAGGUCUGCAGCAAAACCAACAAAAAUCCCAAGUCACUAUAAGUUGCAGGAUUAUGUGCACUCCUGCCACAGUAUGAAUUCUGAAGUGCCUCCUAAAAUGAAUUUCUUAUUGUCCAACUUCAGGCCGGUCCUGAAGGUUUGCCUUUCUGUCACCACUGAGCUUACUGGGUUAUCCCUAUCACCUGAUCACUGUAUGAGACAGCAUUUUGAAUGGUUAGGGUAAAAUUCUUCCUUUUUACUGCUCUUAACCCUCACUUGAAGGGGUGUACAAACGCUAAGCAGAGCUCUCCACAGAAGCUGUAUGUGUUGAAAGUUUGGGCCUGAGUUCAGAAUAGUCUCUGGAAGAAUAUGCACUCCCUUGGAGGUACAGAGGGCUGAUCUUCCUGAAGGGUGUGUGCUGAACUUGCUGCUUUGAGACUCCUGGGCUUCAUAAGGAAGGUUAAAAAUUCCUCAAUUAUUUAUGUAGUGGUGUUAUUAACCGGAUGAUCUUCACUGAAUUAUAAUAGUAAAAUACAUAUAACAAUGAUCUUGAGUUUUUGUUUAACCAGAGAUGUAGACUAGAAAGGCAAAUCUUAGAGCUAUUUAUUAUGUGCUGGUGCAAUGUUCAAGAAUGCUUGUUCACUGAAUCUUUUUUAUUGCUUCUAUAACUAUUUAUUACUGUUUCUGCAAGCUUGUAAGACCGAAGUGCCUGAUCCAACAAAUUAUUAAGGCUUAGAAGGUAAAGCAGAAAGCAGGUGGAACACCAAUGUUUGGUUGCUAUUCAACGUGGAAAACAGCAGCAGCACUGUGCUUAAAUAAAAGUAAAAAAUGCCUGCUUCUCAAAAGACCAAGAAGUUCUUUCCGCUUUUCAUAACUACUUUGUAAAGACUGUCUCAACAGAGCAGUGAGGCUACUUCUCUGUUCAGACUUCAUUUAGCUUAGGAAGGCAGGGAGGGACACAGUCUACUAAGUGGACUGUGUGUAGCUAAGCAGGCUUUAGCCUGCUGUUCCUGAACAGUUUUGAUAGCAACUUCGGUAGCAAAAUGACAAAUAAUUUGGUGGAUUAUAUUGUGAGCUUUUUUCAUUAAAGGCUUCCUGAUUAGUCAGCCAAAGUAGCUAAACUUGAAAGCAAAGCCACCUUUUUCAUUAACUGUGGCUUGGACUUGGUGUGGUUUACAGACAAGACAUCUGUCAUCCAAGACUUUGACUUUUUAAAAACUAUCAUGAUGCCAGUGUUGUCAUAUGUGUUAAACUUAGUGCAAGCUUACUGCUGGAAUGCAGUCCUAGACAAGAAUAACUCCUGCAUGGAAAGCAAUACUUGGCCUAGUAUAGAGUGUCACUAUAAAGAAGACUUAAGAGUUUGUAAUUGCUGCCAUCUCUUGCAUAGAUGUUUUUGAAGCCAGCCUAUGCUAUAGCCAUUGCAGAAGUGAACAGUUGCCUAGAAGGGCUCAGACUCAGGUAUCUGCCUUCUCUCUGAUGUCAUGUCUGAUCUUUAGGAACUGUUUUUGUGCAUUGGCUUGCAUGGAAGAAGUGGUGAGAUGCUUGGGAGGGGUCCUCACAAGCUGGAAACACAGACUUGUUUUAUUAGUCUUUAAUGCCUUGGCUGCUGGACAUCAGGCCAGGUGCAUCUCCUGGAAAAGGAAAUCCUAGAGAAGGAGAAAAGGCUGGAUUGGAUUCCUAGUGAGACAGAGCUAUGGAGAAGUUAAGUUUCCUGCCAUAACUAUUGUGCUUUUGCUGUUGUAACUUGAUGCUGAGACCUCUGAGGAAGCUCCACAUUGAGUUGCUGCUUUCUGAGCAGCUGCGUGGCUGGGUUUGAGCUUUGCAGGACUCCUGUGUUCCCUGUUUGGCAGCUUGAUGGUGCCAGUGGCAGUGGCUUAACUUGGGUUAGCUGGUUUGGGUUCAGGUUUGUGGUGACCCUUGUUGCAAGGGGUAAUUUGAGAAUGAGCACUGGGUAAAAGUGAUGACCCUAGGCUGAGUCUAGGAUGCCUGCUUGGUUCAGUCACUCCUCAGCACUAAUAAUGCCUCUGCAAAUCUCUUCUAACCUCUUGUGUGUCAUGUGGGGCUUAGGGAGAGACUACUGUACUUCAGACUGUUACCUGAUACAUUCCCUCUGGGCAGUGGCAUUAAAACAAAGCUGCAGUAACACGCAGUGCAUCAUUCCUCAGGAUCAAGCUUCUACUAACUAGGCUGUGGUGUAAAAUAGCUGUUUGCUUGGUGUAGCUUGUCAGCACUGCUGGACAAAGCCAGUCUGAGGUUCAGCACCUGUUGACAACAUUUAUUGCCAAGUUCCCCUUGACUUGCAGUUUGUUGUUGUGACUUCCACUGUAAGAUAGACUUUUUAUUUGACAGAGAUGCUACCAAAGAGACCUGGUAGAAGACUGUGUUUUAGUCACUUUGGUAAAAGUCCUGUGCUCAUCCAUGGUCACUGUAACAAGUUGUAAGCUAAAGCAUAGUUUGUGCUUCCUCUGCUAAAGAUUUAAUUAUUGCUGUGUUUGUCCUCAGCUCUGUCAGUCAAUCACUGAGCUGGGGGUUUAAGACUACUGCUUGCUUCUGGACAACCAUUUUUUCAAAAGAUCUUCAUGCUUUCACUUAAUCAUCUCCUCUACAUAGCAGUAGGUAGUAUUUAAAUCUAGUCCAAAUACCUAGAGCUUUUUAUUGAAACCUAAAGAUUCAUAUUUUGGACUUGAGUUCUGGAGUUAAGCAUUUGGUAUGUGCCUGGGCUUUGUGGGUUCCCAAUUCCUAGAAUAACCACUGAUGUUACUAGUGCUCUCUGCUUGUCACCAUAUGAGUAGCUGGGAAAAGGCCUCUUAGAAGAGAACCUGGACAAAUUGCCUUAAUCCUAAACUGUCGGUGUACUGAUGGUACUUGUUUUCCAUUCCUGUCACUCAGCUCAGUCAGGAUUCUGUAAUUGUUAGGCACAGGAAUGAGCAGUAAGUUGACUGCAGCCACCAGCAGCUUGGUCUAAUUUGGGCACUGGGAGAGCCAAAUGAAUAAUACAACUUCUAGCCCUUACACCUAAGUCUUGCUCAAUUGUUUCUUGAAUACAGUUAAGUGUAUUUCAUAAAUGUUCUUUAUUUUCAGUGAAGCUAGAUAUACAGUGAGACAUUGGUCUGUAGUAGAAACUUUGGGGGGAAUGGUUGGUGCACUCUGGAUUUUCUCACUUAAAUGUCUGGAUUGGGCUUGUCUCUCUGAAUAAAACUGCACUUCCCAUUGAAAUUUAGAAGGCCUUUUUUUCCCUGUGUUUCUAAUUAUUUUUUACUAUUCAAAGAAGUCAGCUCUUGGAAAACCUGUCUCGCAUCUCUUUGGAAAAAGUGAUUUUUUUUUUUUCUUUCUCCCCCUCCCUCUGCUUUUAGCUGGCAAAACAGGGUACUAGAAAUACUUGGAUUUGUGAUGAGCCCAGAUGUGAGAUUGGUCACAGUAACUUUGUCUACUGUUCUGCACUGUGGUGUUCACUUGUCGUCCUUGGAAAUUGGGGUUUGGACCUUAAUGAUGCUGAAAUCCUUGUGCAAAUAAACAUAUGCUAAACAA
Passer domesticus (house sparrow) is the source of this 5728-nucleotide messenger RNA. It is a transcript of the gene TENT5C, whose product is annotated as terminal nucleotidyltransferase 5C. Lineage: Eukaryota; Metazoa; Chordata; Aves; Passeriformes; Passeridae. Gene Ontology annotation, biological process: mRNA stabilization. The record is from RefSeq and is a predicted model, not a curated record. Gene Ontology annotation, molecular function: protein binding; RNA binding; poly(A) RNA polymerase activity. Bases 107 to 1282 code for a protein of 391 amino acids. The transcript has 2 exons.